Camelina sativa (false flax) is the source of this 2073-nucleotide messenger RNA. Lineage: Eukaryota; Viridiplantae; Streptophyta; Magnoliopsida; Brassicales; Brassicaceae. The record is from RefSeq and is a predicted model, not a curated record.
AUGAGGAUUGAUGAGAACGAAGGUGUCUCUGCUUCAAGCAAGCACUUAGUCUUCGCUUACUACGUCACUGGUCAUGGCUUCGGCCACGCUACUCGCGUCGUCGAGGUUGCCCGUCACCUGAUCGCGGCGGGGCACGAUGUUCAUGUCGUCACCGGAGCGCCUGAUUUCGUCUUCACAUCCGAAAUCCAGUCCCCGAGGCUCAAAAUCCGAAAGGUUCUUUUGGAUUGUGGUGCUGUGCAAGCUGAUGCAUUGACCGUUGAUCGUCUUGCCUCGUUAGAAAAGUAUGUCGAAACAGCUGUUGUUCCUCGAGCUGAAAUAUUGAAAACAGAAGUGGAGUGGCUUCAUUCCAUCAAAGCUGAUUUUGUGGUGUCUGAUGUUGUCCCCGUCGCAUGCCGUGCAGCGGCUGAUGCUGGGAUACGAUCUGUCUGUGUUACCAAUUUCAGCUGGGAUUUUAUCUAUGCUGAGUACGUGAUGGCUGCUGGAUAUCACCAUCGCUCCAUCGUUUGGCAGAUAGCUGAAGAUUAUUCUCAUUGCGAGUUCCUAAUUCGCCUCCCAGGGUAUUGUCCAAUGCCUGCGUUUCGUGAUGUCAUCGAUGUACCGUUAGUUGUGAGGAGACUUCACAAAACGCGCAAGGAGGUGAGGAAAGAACUCGGCAUUGCUGAAGAUGUGAAUGUUGUCAUACUCAAUUUUGGCGGACAGCCCUCAGGAUGGAACUUGAAGGAAACAUCACUACCGACUGGCUGGCUGUGUCUGGUUUGUGGCGCAUCCGAGACCCUGGAGCUUCCACCAAAUUUUGUAAAGCUUGCUAAGGAUGCUUAUACGCCUGAUAUUAUAGCUGCAUCUGACUGUAUGCUUGGGAAAAUUGGUUAUGGCACUGUCAGUGAAGCCUUAUCGUACAAGGUGCCGUUUGUCUUUGUACGCAGAGAUUACUUCAAUGAAGAACCUUUUCUCAGAAAUAUGCUCGAGUUUUAUCAGUGUGGUGUUGAGAUGAUCAGGAGAGACCUAUUAAUGGGACAAUGGAAGCCAUAUCUUGAACGUGCAGUUAGCUUGAAACCUUGCUACGAAGGUGGCAUCAUUGGUGGUGAGAUUGCAGCUCAUAUCUUACAAGAAACAGCCAUUGGAAGACAUUGUGCAUCCGAUAAGUUAAGUGGUGCAAGAAGAUUACGUGAUGCCAUUAUCCUGGGGUAUCAGCUACAGAGGGUCCCUGGAAGGGACAUUGCUAUUCCAGAGUGGUGUACCGAUGAUUUUGAUAUCCUUCAAGGUGAUGUUCAAGGUCUUUCAGAUACAUGGGCAUUUCUUAAGAGUUUAGCCAUGCUAGAUGAUUUUCAUGAUUCUGCAAAGAGUGUGGAGAAGAAAACCAUGCGUGAACGAAAAGCUGCUGGUGGGCUCUUCAAUUGGGAGGAAGAAAUAUUUGUUGCCAGAGCACCUGGAAGAUUAGAUGUGAUGGGUGGAAUUGCUGACUAUUCAGGAAGCCUUGUCCUGCAGAUGCCAAUAAGGGAAGCUUGCCAUGUAGCUGUUCAAAGAAACCAUCCUGGAAAACAUAGACUGUGGAAACAUGCGCAAGCCCGACAGCAAGCUAAGGGACAAGUACCAACACCAGUUCUGCAAAUUGUCUCAUAUGGAUCAGAGAUCAGCAAUCGUGCACCUACCUUUGACAUGGAUUUGUCUGACUUUAUGGAUGGAGAUGAACCAAUUUCUUAUGAAAAAGCAAGGAAGUUCUUUGCUCAGGAUCCAGCACAAAAGUGGGCAGCAUAUGUUGCUGGGACAAUAUUGGUAUUGAUGACAGAACUUGGUGUGCGUUUUGAGGAUAGCCUCAGCUUCCUGGUUUCUUCGGCUGUGCCUGAAGGUAAAGGUGUCUCUUCAUCUGCUGCUGUGGAGGUGGCAAGCAUGUCCGCAAUAGCUGCUGCCCAUGGACUGAGUAUCGAUCCGCGAGAUCUUGCUAUACUCUGCCAAAAGGUUGAGAAUCACAUUGUUGGAGCUCCAUGUGGUGUUAUGGAUCAGAUGACUUCAUCCUGUGGGGAAGCCAACAAACUUUUGGCCAUGAUCUGCCAAGUAGGUCUUAGUAACACCUAA